This is a messenger RNA of Eucalyptus grandis, 650 nucleotides long. RefSeq lists its product as uncharacterized. Lineage: Eukaryota; Viridiplantae; Streptophyta; Magnoliopsida; Myrtales; Myrtaceae. The record is from RefSeq and is a predicted model, not a curated record. The transcript is spliced from 2 exons. Bases 38 to 436 code for a protein of 132 amino acids.
UUAGACACACAUACCUAGACAUAGUACAACUCCCCACAUGGCUACAUACAGACUUCAUCUGGCCAUGGCAGCCCUGGCGGGCGCAUCGGUCGUGGCCGUCUCGACCUAUUACAUGCACCAGAAGACGGUGAUCGAGUUCCUGGGCUUCAUCAACACCGUGGGGAGAGAGAAGUACAAGGAGGUUGCUGGCUCGGAGACAGGCUUGCCGGCGCGGCCGAAGAGGCGUAGAAGCAACGGCCGCCGCAAGCUCAAGGAGCUGAGGCGCACCAUGUCGUCGCCGCCUAUCGUGGACGCCCACGAAAUUGACCACAGGGUGGGGAAGCCGAAAAGCUCAGAUCGUGUCGAGGGUAUACCCAUCAAGAAUUCUAAGCUCCACGCUUUCUCUGAAGCCAUGGCGAUGUCGGACUUUUCACCCGAGGUGCCAAAUUUGCUGUAGUCUUCAUCUUCACAUGGUAAGGACGCAAGUCAAUCUUCCUCUCGUGGUUAGUGAUUUGGUAUGCCGUUCCUCAAGAAAGUGUACUACAAUAAGCACUGCGGUAAAAGUAGUAACAACAACGUUUUACAGCAGUCAAUGUUUCCUGUCAAAACAACUGCUAUUCUCUCCAGUAACAUGUUGCAACGUAUGAAAUUUCGACAAACAAAGGAGUAAA